AUAUCACACGCACAGAUUUCAUUUGCCGUUCGAGGCAGAACGAAGUCUAGUUCAAGAGUGCGGAGAAGUUUUGGUGUUUCAGCCUGUCGGCGUUAAUUUCGACCAUUUUCGUGGAUAGUUUUCGAUUGGUGAAACUACUGUGUAGUGUGCAGGUGUGCUUGCCAUUGUACCGCAUUCCAGAUUGGUCCGGGGAAAAUCCGAUUUCUCGGGGGCAAAGAAUCUGGUUGGUGAUUCGAGCUUUUCGCUUGGCUGAACUUGAAUCGUUCUCAAACAGUGAAGCGUGAACAUGACGAACCAGAGCGACGGUGAAGCGCUCCGUGCCGAGCAUCGAGCGAUUUGUGAGAGGCUCAACAUCGAUGGCCCCACAGAGGAACGGUCCUGGAACUCGUUCCGCGAUAUCCGGAAGUCGUACAACCUGGAUGGCGAACAACUACACUGGCUGUGUUGUUCACUGUAUGUCACCUGUAGACAGACCGUGACGCCCACCGUAGGCAACACCAACUCCGUGUUGCGAGGUAACUGCGUCUCGUUGACCCGACUCCUUCGACUGUGUAACAUCAACUUACACGAGUUUUUCAACAAAAUUACACACUGGAUCGAGAUGGCUUCCCUGCCGGAAGAGCACCGGAGCUCGAUUGGACAUCUACAGCACAGCUUCGCAGUAUCCAUGUCGAUCUACAACAAAUACUGUGAGGUGUUCACCGGUGUGUUUCUUCCCCCAAACGCGGAUGAACAGAAGCGCAGCAAGAAAUCAAAACCCCUACCCUGCAGUCCGAAUCGGCUGCACGAGUUCUGCUGGACGUUGUUCAUAUGUGCCAAGGCGGAAUAUCCAGAGCAGAGCAUCGAUCUUGUGACAUCGUACAAUAUGUUGUUGUGUUGUUUGGAUCUUGUCUAUGCUAAUGCGAUAGCAGCCGGUCGAAAGGAUAUCGUGAACCCCGACUUCGAAGGGUUGCCCAAAGGGUUCGCAAUAUCAGGGGAGGCGCCAGAGCAGCCGGUCUGCAUCAUUGAAGCCAUGUGUGAAGAAGGCUGCAGCUCGGAUGUAGUAAACACAAAAAAUACCAGCUGGAAGGAUGUGAUUGAGAAGCUGUUUCACACGAAAGUCCUCAAGGGUGAUGUCAACAGUUUCAUGGAACUUAUUUCGGUGACAAACUUUGACGAUAAUCUGAAAGCCCUGAAUGGCUUGUACGACACGUUCAUCCUCAGUUGUGGAGAAUUUGACGAGAGAAUUGCUCUCGGACAGAAGCUCGUGGAGAAUGCGUUGGCUUCGCGAAUCAAAUCGGAACAACCUGCAUCGACCGGGACUCCGGAACGUAUGCCGCUGUGUCGACAAACGCCGCUGAGCGGUCGCAACCGGAUCAGCAGCAAUGAGUGCAAUAAGUUCACCCCAAUUUCUACCGCAAAUGCCUCGGUCAACAAGCUACGCAUGAAGCUUAUGGGAUAUGACAAAGAACCUCUGAGGGAACUGUUCAAAUCUUGUGUCCAGGAUCCGAAGCCUAUCGUGAUGGGUCGGGUUGCAGCGGAAAGAGAAAAGUUCCUCAAUCGAAUGCGGGGCCAGAACUGGAAUCAAAAAUCCACAGCGGCUAAAUUCGAUAUGAUCGAAGCGCUGUAUUACAAGCUACUGGAGAAUAUCAUCCGCGCGGAGAUGAGACGUCGUCCCAAUAAUAUUGUACGGGAGUUAUGCUGUGAGGACAUGUUCAACAAAACGCUUCUAGUGUGCAGUGCGGAGAUCGUCAUCUACGCGCACAAUCUGCAGCAAAAUUUCCCGUGGAUUUUGAAUGCCUUCGACAUGCCCCCAUUCAUCUUCUACCGGAUAAUUGAGAUGGUGAUUCUGAAUCACAACGAUUUGCUGUCCCGUGAUUUGAUCAAGCACCUGACCAUCAUCGAGGAGCAAUGCUUAGAGACACUAUGUUGGAUCAGUUCAUCCCCGCUGUGGGUGACGAUGGAUAACAUAAGCUACAAAGUACCAACCAGUCAGGAUGUGGAAUCCUCCACGGAUUUGUCAGGAAUAACGCCCCACAAGCCAGGAGACAGUGUCUCCAAAUCAAAUGACCAUGUGAGAUUAGAUAAUCUGAUGCUCUCACAAUCGUUAGACUCGACACCUUCGACUUCAACGGUAACGAAUGCCGCUGGUUCAACUGGAAGGAAAAUUCCAAAUCCCGAAUCCGCAAAGAAACGUUUGUUCAAAAUGGACGACGAUGAACCGAAGCCAACCACUUCCGGAGUGGCACCGGAUGAUCGCACCGGCAAUAGUACAGAUAGCGAAAGUUCUAAGGAAAAGAAGGAACAACCGAAAGAAAGUAUUGGACCCCGCUCAAACCUUAACCAACCAUUCCUCGCUACGCUCGGAUUCAACUCACCACUGAAACUUCCUGUUCCAAAUGGUUCUCUCUCAAAACGUCGUCCUGGAGCUGGUUCUCUAGGGCUUUUCUUCAGGAAGUUUUAUACGCUGGCCGCAGUCCGCAUGAAACAUCUAUGCGUAAACCUAAAUCUAACGACGAUGGAAAUCCAGAAGCAAAUUUGGACGAUCUUCGAGUACUCGAUCGUACACUGCACGAAGGAUUUGAUGCGCGACCGUCACCUGGAUCAGAUGCUGAUGUGUGCAAUUUAUGUGUUUGUGAAGAUUAAGAAACUGAACAAAACCUUCACCGAUAUUAUGAAGUAUUACCGCAGUCAACCGCAAGCAAACAGCCACGUGUAUCGGAGUGUCUUCAUCACGCGUCUGACCCCCGAGCAGGUUGAACAACAGCGACAGCAACAGAACGGUAUCAACGGCAAUCCGAAAGAGGAAAGCCAUCGCAUACCACCGACUGAUCUGGCGGGAGUAUCGGUGCAGCACGGUGUCGAGGAGCGAGGUGACAUUAUUCUGUUCUACAACACAGUUUACGUGAAACUGAUGCAAGAUUUUGCGAUCCAGUUCGGCAAUGUUGAUGAGCGAUCCUUGAUUCUGUCUCCACCGCCGAAAACGCCCAACCGAAGCGUACUGCUGUCACCGAAGCAGGUUGACGGACGAAUUUCCCUCUAUGUGACGCCCAUGGACAGGAAAUCUGACCUGAAAGAAUCUCCCAACUCGAUCACAUUCAUGUUUGAUCGUAGUCCAGCUAAGGACCUGGAGGAGAUCAACCGUAUUGUGAAGAACACGAACAUCAGCAGUUGCAAGCGCAGCCUCAGUGAUCCCGACUCGUACGACCACCCCGGGUCGAUAAAAGCGAUGCGCAAGUGCAAGAAAUGGGACCGACUUAUAUCGGAUCGCCAGCAACAGGAGAGCAAAUGAACACAGCUCCCACUCACGAGAAUUUCGUGUGGCGCACACUUCAAUUAUGAGUUUUAUUUUAUUUUAAUGCGUAAUGAGAGUGAUGAAGUUUAUUCUUUUUUUUAAUCGAUGCCUGAGAUGCACUGGGACACAUGAAAUUAAGUUAUGUGUGCACAUUUCAAAAACUUUCAACGGUCGAAGCGAUUUGACUUUAUUCCUUAAUGGUACAAUUUUAAUUCUAUAACACUAACCAGUGUUGAAGUAAAUCUAACAAUAAAACACAUUUUAUUGAAUUCGUAAA
Molecule: messenger RNA, 3551 nt
Organism: Toxorhynchites rutilus septentrionalis
Lineage: Eukaryota; Metazoa; Arthropoda; Insecta; Diptera; Culicidae
Product: retinoblastoma-like protein 1
Exons: 9
Coding region: 287-3271 (994 amino acids)
Biological process (GO): regulation of transcription by RNA polymerase II; cell differentiation; negative regulation of G1/S transition of mitotic cell cycle
Cellular component (GO): nucleus; transcription regulator complex; chromatin
Molecular function (GO): RNA polymerase II transcription regulatory region sequence-specific DNA binding
Source: RefSeq, a predicted model, not a curated record